AUGACGGUGACCACACAUCCCAGAGAUCCUCCCCCAUUGGGAGAAUUAGCAGCUAUUAUUCAACGGUCGCUCUUGGCCAAUUUUGCAAGCGCCUCCGUGAGCGUCGUGGAAUGUCCCGACCUUCGCCAGCCGCCAUUCCACCUGGCCAGCUCUGGUCUAUCAGGAAACCCCUGCAUCGCCGAUGUUGGCGGCCAGGCUAAUCUCUUUCCACGUCCCAACUUUGACGCCAAAUUUGACCUUCGCUCUCUAGCGAAGGACAUGCAGAUGACGGAGGGAGAAGGCGGCUUCUUGAUUGGUGCUGGCGCAGCACCCUUCCACGACACAGGGUAUAAUGCCGAGCUUGCUGUGAAUCUUUACACUCCACCGGGACCUCACGUAGGGACUAGUGACCCAGAUAUUGAUCAAGUGAGGAAUGGGACUCGCAUUAUCCAAGUCAACAAGGAUGGUUCGCCAUGCUGCGAACCCAUCGGGAGCCUCAAUUGUGGACUUAUGGUCAACCUCUUCGGAUCUACUGGCGAUACGGGACCAGUUCUCAAGAUCACUGCUCGAGCACGGACGGGCGACAAGAACUUUACCCAUUGCAUUCGGCUUGGUCUAGCAGAUCACUACGGUGACUCGAGACCUAUCAGUCUUGGCGGGGUAUUCCUUUUGAAGGCGGGCAAGGCCAAAUUCCACAUCAUGCCGGAUUUCCCCAAGGAAGAGAAUCUGCCAUUCCGAGAUCGUGAACAACUAGAAAAGAAUUGGCUUACGUAUCAUGAUUUUGGAGCCCCCGUUAUUUGCCUGACUGUGAUGCACAGCUCUGAUCCGGAAGGGUUGGGGCUGAGAAUGGAGCAUACGCACUGUUUUGAGGUGGAUGGCAAUCGGAAAGGAGGGCAUUAUCAUUAUGACUUGCAAGAUGAGGGUGAAGAGGUUGAAUACGAAGCUUAUCUAAACGUUGCUUCGACCAUUUACCGAAUCGAUCGGCCAGGAGCUUAA
Penicillium cataractarum is the source of this 975-nucleotide messenger RNA. RefSeq lists its product as uncharacterized. The coding region runs from base 1 to 975 and encodes 324 amino acids. NCBI's taxonomy places the organism in Eukaryota, Fungi, Ascomycota, Eurotiomycetes, Eurotiales, Aspergillaceae. Gene Ontology annotation, molecular function: zinc ion binding; hydrolase activity, acting on ester bonds. The transcript has a single exon. Gene Ontology annotation, cellular component: nucleus. The record is from RefSeq and is a predicted model, not a curated record.